UUUCCGGCCCCGCUGGCAUAGGACGUGAGCGGGCACCAAAUGUGCCUAUCGUUCUCCUUCCCUCUCCUUCACCCAAAGGAAAAGCUCGACAACAAGAAUCGACGCCCUCCAAAAGCCCCAUCAUCGUACCGGCGUAUCCCAAUGGCAUUACCAGCCCCACACAGGCCACUUCCGCAGACGUAUUUGGGGAUGUCAGAUCUACCCCGCCAAACCCCAAAUCCCGGAAGACAUCUCGUUACCUCUACCACUCCGUGAAACCCCCCAAAUUGAUCGAAGUCGGCAGAUGCGUGCUGAAGCGUCAGAACGAAGACGGAACAGUAUCGAUCAUCGGCGGCAGAGAAGUACCAGUAUUGGGAAGUCUGGUGGAAUCAUCACGCCUCAUCCCACUGUGGAGCCGAAACAGUAUCAUCGGCACAUAUCAGCUGAGAUACCUCCUCCUCAACGGAUGCGACAGCUAUUAGUGUGGACAUCAAGUUAUGCGCACUCGCAAGCUUCUUCAUCUUCGAAACGUUCAUUACCUGUAUUGAGCGCGGAAUCGACGCGGAUUUUGCGGAGGGUACAGGAUGCAGUCAUUCGGCAGCUCGCAGAUGGCUCGAUUAACACGAGCGUGUAUUCCACAAAAGGGAAGGAAGGUCGUUCACAGCCAUUGAAGUCAAAUCCACGAAAUAUAAAGAAUCAAGAACGAUUGCAGAAAUGGGGGGAUAAUAUUGCACGGGCAAAAGCGGAGGGGGAAGUAUGGCAGGACAUUCUGAAGUCAGCCAACGAGUAUCUUUCCCAGACGCGAGUUGCAUCACAAUCAAGGAAAGAACCGACGUUAGCUGAUUGGCUGCAUCAUCUUGAUGAGCGAUGGCGGGCUAGUGCUGAGCUUGCUGAACGGACGUUGCAAGCGUCUUCAUCCAUCGACGAGGGUGAGGAUGUGCGGUUACAAGAGAUGCUCCAGGAAAUCCAUCAUGAUGUUGACACCCUCCAUUCUGAUGUGAACACGAUGUCCGAAGUUACCCGCCGAGUAGACGCCUUUCUUUCCAAAUACUUCUCCGCGAUUUCCCUCAACAUCGAUAGCCGGGGCACACGAACCGGUGCCCCUAGUGCUAUGGAUGUCAUCACUACCAUUCAACCCCCAUCUUCGAUUUCUGACGACCUUUAUCACGUGGACAACGAAAGUAAUUCACGGGACAUGUUCGGGGCCUUACGGGCACUGAGUAGGUUAGAGCCUGGAGAAAGCAGAAGCGAGAAGUCAAAUGCUGUGAUGAGAGCUGUAAAUGAACUCGAAGGGGGAGUGACGAGGAAGAUAACGGCUGUGCCCCAAACGCCUGGCCGGACACCUAGAAAAGCUUCUACACCUGGGCGGAAGAGAUGAGAUGGACAGGGUAGGGACGCUUGGGAAGAAGGAUGGGGUAUUGUGCUGUGGUGGAGUGUGCUCACUAGCAUUGCUUCGAUUGGGGCAGCGCUGAAUUGAUGAAUGGGAUGAUCGUUCGGGAGAUGAAGGGCUGUACUCUCUUUGUAUACCCGGAUCCCGGGCAGUAUCCCUAACGUGCCAUAGCCACUUGGCGGCUGU
This is a messenger RNA of Cantharellus anzutake, 1555 nucleotides long. Its product is annotated as Mis12-Mtw1 protein family-domain-containing protein. The record is from RefSeq and is a predicted model, not a curated record. Gene Ontology annotation, cellular component: MIS12/MIND type complex. Lineage: Eukaryota; Fungi; Basidiomycota; Agaricomycetes; Cantharellales; Hydnaceae. The transcript has 5 exons. Bases 284 to 1357 code for a protein of 357 amino acids. Gene Ontology annotation, biological process: mitotic sister chromatid segregation; cell division.